AUGGGAAGCCACCCCAUCUCUGGGCCCCAGAAAACCACAUCAGCUGGUUACCGACGGCCCGCCACCAGGCCCCCAGUUCUAGUCUCUCCACCUGCCAGGGGUGGCCUUGUCUCAGGCAGGGGCCUCGCUGGUGGCCAGGCCCCGAGGGCGGAGCAGGCGGCCCUGGCAGCCGACAGAGUGCAGCAGGACCAGCUAUGGAGGGAGCUCCUGGAGGCGGAGAAGCGGGGCCAGCGGCUCUGGGCUCAGAACUGGAGCUUCCUGAGCGACUAUGACCCCAUGGGCAACAAGAAGGAGCCCUCAAAGCUGCCGGAGCACGUGCCUCUCUUUUCCAACGCUGUCCCGAUUUCCACCAACCGGGCGGUGGGCAGCCGGGUGGACACGCCUCUGGGGAAGACCCUCGCCCGCCUGGACCUCUUCUUUGUGGAAGGAGUUCGGAAGAAGAAGCUGGAGAAGGAGCUGCUGCCGGUCUAGGAGGAGGGCUCCAGCCUGCA
Molecule: messenger RNA, 491 nt
Organism: Miniopterus natalensis
Lineage: Eukaryota; Metazoa; Chordata; Mammalia; Chiroptera; Miniopteridae
Gene: CIMIP5
Product: ciliary microtubule inner protein 5
Source: RefSeq, a predicted model, not a curated record